Messenger RNA from Perca flavescens (yellow perch), 1033 nucleotides. Its product is annotated as CD209 antigen-like protein E. The transcript is spliced from 6 exons. Lineage: Eukaryota; Metazoa; Chordata; Actinopteri; Perciformes; Percidae. The record is from RefSeq and is a predicted model, not a curated record. The coding region runs from base 54 to 812 and encodes 252 amino acids.
UACACAGCACGGUAAGCAGUAAGUGAAGUUAAGUGCAGCUACGGUUUCUCAAGAUGUCUGCAGAUAUUUAUGUCAAUGCAGAUAUGUCAAAGAAGGUGAGAUACAACAGAAAUGUGCAGAAGGACAAAGAAAAGUGGGAGGAAAGGGAGGUGGUAAUAUACGAGACCCCAGAUGCUAUCAGAGAUGAUCAAACUGAUAAUCAGUCACACGGAGGAGGACCAGACACUGAGAGACAUCCUCCAGCUGUCCAAAGGAAGACUUUCAGGGCUGCAGCACUCUGUCUGGCAGUGCUCUGCUUUCUGAUGAUGACUGGAAUCAUCCUCUUAUCUGUAAACUUCACUUUACUGCAGACCAGCUACAACCAACUGAGCAACAACUACAGUCAGUUACAGGAUGAAGUAAAGCAGCUGAAGAACAGAACUGAAGAGAAGAGCUGUGCUGAUGGAGGGAUGAGAUUUGGAUACAGUUGGUACUUUAAAUCUAAAGACAACAACACUUGGUCUGGAAGCAGAGCUGACUGUCAGCAGAGAGGAGCAGAUCUGGUCAUCAUAAACAACAAAGAGGAACAGAAGUUUGUCUCUGAGCUGAGUAAGGAUGGAGAGUCCUGGAUUGGUCUACGGUAUGAUUUCAUACAAGAAGAUUGGAAAUGGGAAUGGGUGGAUGGAUCACCGCUGACAGAAACGUUCUGGCCAUCAGGACCGACUCAGCAAGGUUACCUGAAUGUUGCAACAUGCUGCGAUCAAGAAGGAAAAUGGACACAAAGAUCUAAUUCUGAUAAUAAAAACGGAAUCUGUGAGAAAAAUAUUCUCUGAACUCUUUGAUGACAGAGAGUUGUAUAGUGUUGGGAUCAGCUUUGUCAAAUCUGACCAAUUCUUUAACAUUUGCUCAGCUUUUUAUUCUGUGUUGCUAAAUAACCUGGAUUACAGAGAUAUUGUUCCUCUGCCCUUUUUUUUUAUUUUCUAUCUCUUUCAUGAAAGUUUUCAUUGCUCUUUAAUGUUUGACGUAAAGCGUUUUGAAUUGUAUUGUUGCUGAA